AUGGAAACUGAGGUUAUCAUUUUGGAUUCUGACGACGAAGACAGCCGUCAAAGCAUUCCGAUGAAUGGCUCUGCUUUGGCUUCUGUUGCUAUUGUGAAUUCGAAACCUCUGGAUUUGGAUGCUCUUGGUAUGUGGACUUUUGCUAGGGUAACUCCUAUAUCUCCGCAACGACCGCCGGUGAGACCACCGUACGAAAAGAGUCGACCGGUCCUUCAAGCGAGAGAUGAUGGCAUAAGUGCAGUGUCCUUACUUGGAGGUGCUCCAACACUGGCUCGUCCUAUAAACACGCGACCAUCAAGGAGUCAAAAUCACUCUCCUUCUCCACGCAAUGUGGUUCGGCAUGUACCAGAAUCACGUGUUCAAAAUUAUAACUUCGAAGUAAGCGGAGAAAAAUCAAGUGACAACGAUCGUCAGUUGUGUCCAUCUCUGAAAUUUAGGUGUCAAUACCCAAGUUGCCGACGUGUGAUAACCGGUAACGUAUCAUUCGUCUGCCAUCUUUGGGCGCACAUAGCAACGUGGAAGGAAUAUGAUCCGAAAUCGCCCUCAUUUCCAAUACUCAGCGACAGUUCUAUCUCCACGGCACCGUCUAAAAGAAACGACGUUGAUAUCCUAUCGACUUGCCCGAGCUGUACUGCUCGAUUUCACACUCCAUACUUAAUGCAGGUGCACUAUACACGAUGUCAUUCCCGACAACCCCAAGCUGUAAAUCGAGCAACUUGCGCUAUCUGCGAAAGAGACGUCCGCUCCGAUGUUGGAGCUGCAAAUGCACUGCGCACUCAUCUACUAACGCAUGAGCCAAAUGAUGCCCUUACCACUGCAAACGAUGUCGCUAUCGGUGCACAGUUCGAAUGCACUUGUUUGAUCAUUUCGUUAGGGAGCACAAAAAUACGAGUACGUAUGAGCCGUCGGCUGGUCGCCGAAAGGCUAAACUUCUUUUUAUCUAACACGCUCAUGUGUCCAUUCUGCACAUUCACCCUGGUUGUUCCCUCGUAUCAAAGAAAGCGACCAGUGAUCCGUGUAUCAGAGUUUGUUAAUCACAUGAUAAGUCAUGAAUCGGAAUCUCGUCUGGGUUGCGAUCAUUGCGCGCUGUCCUUUACAAAUAUUGCUGAUAAGCAGAAGCAUCGGAGGGAUCAUUCAGCGGUCAAUCCUAAAUGGACGAUGACGUACAGGAAUCCGGAGACUCGAUCUCGCCAGCGAAGUCGGCUAGUAUGUCAGGAGCAGAAACCUCAAUACCAGUGUAAACAGUGCGUAAACAACGCAGACGGGACUGCUUCUAAAAAGUGUAUUGCAUGUGUCACGCUCGCGUUCAACGAAAGUUUAUACGGAAAGAGGCGCAUGGCAACUGAUACUUCUGUUCGUCGAGGGAUCGAUGCACUGCAGUGCAGUCAACGUGGAUUGCGAUUCCACUGUCAGUGUGGAAUGCGCACGCGGAAUGGUAAUCGUAUGGCUCAACAUUUCUACUAUUGCAAUAAGGAUUUUGAGGUAAUAGAGACCGACGAUGAGUUUGCUGAGCCAACAGAUACUGACUUGGAAGAAGAUAAAAUGGAGGCGCAGCUGUUCUCAGUCCUUCACAAAAAGGAACCUGUGAUGCCGAACGUGAAAACCGUGGAGCGAAAACGUAGGUUGAUCGAGCCACCACUACUUAUUUUCGAACAACAAGUGAGCAAUUUGAGUAAACCCGAGGACUUGGCCAAUGCUGUGCUCUUCUACAAGAAGUGUGCCGAAAACGGUCCGGAGGAGAGCAUUGAGAGUUUCAAGGAACUGCGAGCCUCGUAUGAUUUUUUUAUGGAGCAAACGAUAGAGACCAUAUUAAGCCAUCGUAGUGUGAGAGUUCGCGACAGCAAUGUUGUGAAGAAGAAACUGACUGAAAUGUUGAAAGGAGGAAACGACCAAUUAGGGGUAAUAUCCGACUUUGACUUCACUUUGACACGUUCUGUUGACCACAAUGGAAUGCCAUGUUACAGUAGUCAUAAUGUCCUCAACCAACUUCUCUAUGCGCUCCAUCCAGAACUCGAGGAAGAGAUUCGUGCGGUAAAUACCAAGUAUAUAGCCAUAGAAUAUAAUCCAAGACUAACAAGAGAGGAAAAACUGCCGUAUAUGAUAGAAUGGUGGACAAAGGCUCACGAUAAGUACAUAGAGUUUCGAAUCCAUCGAGAGGAAAUCGAACAAUUUGUUGCGAGUGCAAAAAUUGAGUUAAGAGACGGUGCAGAUGCUCUUGUCAAGCAUCUUGCUAGCUCGUCCAUUCCAUUGCUUCUGUUUUCUGCUGGUGUUGGCAACGUCAUAGACGUAUUUCUGCGACAUCAACUAGGCUAUAUACCGGAAAAUAUACACAUCAUAUCAAACAUGUUAUUGUUCAAUGAAGAAGGAGUUGUGAGCGCCUGUUCAGAACCACUAAUUCACGUCUUCUGUAAGGAUGCUUCUGUGAUCCCCAAGGACGCUCCUUUCUACGAUGACAUAGCGCACCGCGGUAACAUAUUACUGCUUGGUGACAGCCUCGGCGAUUUGCAUAUGGAUGUUGGCGUUGCUCAUAAGGGAACUGUGCUUAAGAUUGGAUUUCUAAAUAGCAGAGUUGAUGAUCUCUUAGAAUCCUAUCUUGACGGAUUCGAUAUAGUUCUCGUUGAGGAUCAGACGAUGGAUGUUCCUGAUCUCAUUUUACAGGCUUUGCUCGAAAACUCGAAGAAACUUGACUGA
Molecule: messenger RNA, 2691 nt
Organism: Ostertagia ostertagi
Lineage: Eukaryota; Metazoa; Nematoda; Chromadorea; Rhabditida; Trichostrongylidae
Source: the annotation of a GenBank genome assembly